CAAACCCAGAUCUCUCUGGUCAUGUUACAACUUACAACUUACUACAAUACAUUGAUUUGUGACCCCAUAAAUCAUAUUUAGACUCUUUGCAGUUUCACUCCAAUUCCCAUUUCAUAUUUUCAUGUGCCCACAAAGAAAAUUCCCCUUUGCUUUUUGUAUUUGGCUCUAACAAAUACUAAAAAAUUCACUCAAAUUGAAGACUGGAACUUGUACAAUCAUCACGUGUCACGCUCUGCACACCUAGGAUUCACGUUAGCAAUGUUGAAGCAGAGUAGUACUUUCCUUAUUUUCUUCCCAAAGGGGUCCAGUUUGUCUCUUUCUUACUAGGGAAGUUCACAACCUAGGAGAAGAACCCUUUUUCCAAAAGAGGGAAAUCAAUCAAGCAUUUCACAUCUUCUUCUUACACUGUAUUGCAAUAGCCCCACCUGCAAAUGGAGAUCAAAACCAUUGUACUUUACCUGAUUCUGGCGGUUGUGGCUAUAGUGAUUGAUGCGGCUGCGGCAGCACCAAGUGCUCCUGUAACUGCUUAUGCUAAUCACACAGUUGGGAAAGAUGCUGGUUGGUUCUUUAACUCCACCACCAACAAGACUUCCGUUGAUUACUCUGCUUGGGCUGCCACCCAAAGUUUCAAUCUUGGAGAUUAUUUGAGUCUGGUCUUCGAAGUAUGUGUGUCCAUUAGAGCUGUAACCUUUACUAAGCUGAAAUGAUUGAGGGGGCAGGGAAAUGAAGAGUAAGACGCUUGAAAUAACAACUUCAACUGCAUUCAGUUUGGAUAUAAGUAUAUAACUAGAAACAGCCAUUUGAUUCUUCUAUUUGGUGCAAAAUCUGUGACAUGGUUUCAAUUCUUGAAAAUAAGAACCUCGUGUUGUAUCAUUGUUUAUUUACUUAAUAUUUGCCACAAUGGGAUAAGUUUUACGGUCAUGCAUUUUCAAUCCUACUCCGGUCACAGAUCCCAUUAUCUAGUUUAGGUUCCAUUGGGAUCUUAGAAAAUUUGUGCAAGUAAUUCAUCUGCUUCAAUGACUGCAGAAGCAUGAUAAAUGCAAGCGUUUCCUUUGCUUUGCACAAUUCAGAAUGAUCAUUGAGCAUGAUUAUGUCUUCUCUUUCCUUACAUGAGCAAUUGUUCUUCUGCAGUAUUCAAUACGAACACGAACCAAACUGUGAUUCAAACAUACAAUGCAACAACUUAUAAGAACUGCAGCAUAGACGACGCCUUAGACAGUGACACAUUCCAGUACCAAGGAGGAGAGAAUGAGUUUGGGAAGCCAAUAACAAUAGUUGUGGCAUUGACAAAAGAAGGUCCCCAGUACUACUUCUCUGGUGCGGAUGAUGGUAUCCAAUGUCAGCAUGGCAUGGCAUUCGAGAUCAGUGUAGGCCAUGGACUUGGACUGCCUCCAAGCCUGAACCAACCACCUCCUCCACCAUAUGUCGAACCACCAACAACCACAGAGGAAGGGCAGACCCCCACAACCACAAUUGUAUCAAGAUCACCUAACAGCAAUGGUGUGACAAUAGGUGCUCAUCUCUCCUGGAUGGUUUUGAUGUCAAGUUUGGCUUUGUAUCCGUUUGUAGAAAGGGCAUAAAGAUUCCUGCUUGGGAGUUUUUUUUUUUAACUUUUGACUUGAACAAGAUAAAUUCUUUAGUCAUAUAGCAAAGAAAGCAUAUUUUGUCAAAGAAAAAGUAACAAGUUGAAAUCAUUGACACCCAAUACACCAUCUUUUUACAAGUUAUAACAGAUUUCAUUUUCAUAAGAACCCUUUGUGGGGUCAAACUCAAUUCUACACCAUUUGCAAGGCAGUUAAUAUUUUUUUUUCUUUUUUUUUUUUUCCCUUUUCUUAAGCUUACAAUGGUGUCCUGUAUUACUAUUAUAUUGGAUUGACUUAUGGAGAUAAUAGUCUUUAAA
This is a messenger RNA of Oldenlandia corymbosa var. corymbosa, 1900 nucleotides long. The record is from the annotation of a GenBank genome assembly. NCBI's taxonomy places the organism in Eukaryota, Viridiplantae, Streptophyta, Magnoliopsida, Gentianales, Rubiaceae.